UUCUCUUGUAUCACCUAGCCAGUUUGCCAGCAUAGAAAACCCUUGCACAACAGCCUGAUCCUUGUUCUUGGCCGCCGCAGUACUCGUCUCGCGACUGUCUCAGGAAAUCGCACUCGACUCACCCACGCGCGCCCUUAAACCGACACAACACGGACACACACGCUCUCUUGCGAUACGCACGAUCCCCCGUCGCCUGACGUCUUUGCCUUUGUCCACUGUCUCAACUGUCACCAAAACACGACGGCGGCCCCAUGACAGUCUUGGACGUCCUGGCUUACACCCAGGUCGCCUUCAAGGCUGGCGGUGACGCCCUCCUCGAGUCGCUUGCCACCAAAGGCAAAGGCAAGCCCAAGCCUCACCCUAAGCCCAUCUUUGUGCGGCACACGCUCUACAUCCUGCCCCUCCUCGUCGUCAUCUCGGCGACUACUCUCCUGCUAUCAUACCUCUUACCCCCGAUCUAUCGCUUUAUCCGUAAGCGCGUCUGCCCUCCAGCUCAGCAGCCCAUCUUCCUCGACGAUGGAGAGGUCGAAGUUGUUGAGGUCGUGGCCCCACCGCUCGCGCCCUACCUCCCUUCGCAGGGGCUCUGGGCGGACUUCAAGGCUCAUAUCAAGAGACUCCGCCUGCACGGCACCAUGAUCGUCGCUCUCGAGGUCCUCCGCUUUGCCUGUCUUGCCGCCCUCCUCGGCCUUAGCAUCUACGCUACUAUCCUCGCCGAGUCUCCUGAUGAGUCUGACUCGGAGGACCCUGUGGUUGACGCGAUGAAGAAGAAGAAGAAAAAGAAAAAGAACAGGUCGAACGUUGACGACUUCUCGUCUCUUGAGUGGGGAGAGUUUGGCGCGUGCUUGUUCUACGCCUACAACCUCCUCUUCUGCUUCCUCCUUCUCACGAAUCGCCCUGGCCGCCUCCGCCGUCGCCUGACGGCUCAUGUUGACAUCCUGCUGUUCCUCGCAUGCUGCCUCUUUGCGUACCGUGACAUUUACCCGAUCCUCACGACGUACAUGGUGCCCACCGACCUCAACACGCCGGUGACCUGGUCGCGCAUUAUCAUCCUUUUCGUCGCGGGCAUUCUUAUCCCGAUCUUGCGCCCUCGCACCUAUGUGCCUGUCGACCCGCUUAACCCGACACCAAUUGACCAGAUCAACCCCGAGCAGAUCGCGCCGCCCCUGUUUUACAUCUUCUACGAGUUCAUGACUCCCCUCGUUUGGAAGGCCUGGAAGGUCCCCUCGCUGCCCUACGAGGACAUGCCGCCCCUGGCUGAUUACGACCACUCCGAGUACCUUUACAACAAACACAUUGCGGAUCUUGACCCCGUCAAGCGCAAGGAGAGGGGCCUCAAGCCGCAGAACCUGCUAUGGAGCCUGCUCAGCACCUGGUGGUACCAGUUCACCGUCUGCAGCAUUAUGUGUGUGCUUGCUGCGGCAUUUGACGUUCUGCCCACCCUUGCCAUCAACGGAAUUCUCGUCUACUUGCAGAACGAGGGCCAGGGUGCUCUCCUCAGGCCUAUUGUUUGGGUCGCUCUCCUCUUCUUGGCCCCCACUAUCAACAGUCUAACCCUCAACUACUACAUCUUCGUCAUGACUCGCACCCUCGUUCGCACUGAGGCUCUGCUCACCCAGCUCAUCUUUGACCACGCUCUGCGCCUGAGGAUGAAGGACUCGGCAGAGGAGGAGGAGGAGACCCCCCCGGCCUCUGACACGCCAGAGGACGACGGAGGCGACGGCACCCGCACUCCUGGUAGCGAGUCUGCCAAGAAGUCGAACUCUGGGGACGAGUCGCCCAAGCCCAAGGAGGAGGGCAUCACGGGCAAGAUCAACGUGCUGUUGGCUCAGGACGUCGAGUCGGUUAUUGAUGGCCGUGACCUGCCCCUCCUGUUCGUGUACACCCCUAUCCAGCUCGGACUCUGCUUGAUCAUUCUCUGGAAGCUCCUUGGCUGGGCUUCUCUAUUCGGUGUUGUGACCAUGAUCAUCGGCUUACCGCUUCCUGGUUACGCAACCAAGCUGGCUACCAAGGUCCAGACCGACAGGAUGGAGGCGACUGACGCCCGUGUCGCGUCUGUCACUGAGGCUAUUGGCGCUAUCCGCAUUAUCAAGAUGUUCGGCUGGGAGGACAGAAUCAAGGCUCGCAUCGCCAGCAAGCGUGAGACUGAGCUGAAGCUCAUCUGGGACCGUCGCGUUGUCAACAUCUACAUUGAACUCAUCAACAUGUUCCUCCCUGUUCUCACCAUGGUCGUCUCUUUCGCCGCGUACACCCUCAUCUUCAAGCACAAGCUCACCGCCGCCACCGUGUUCACCAGCAUGACUGUGUUUGAGCUCCUCAAGGGUCAGAUGUUCAUGGCCUUCUUCUUCGUCAGCCAGUUUGUCACGUCUUAUGUGUCUCUCAAGCGCAUUAACAAGUUCCUGCACGAGAGCGAAAUGAUCGACGAAUACUCCGUGGCCGCGCCAAUCGAGGUAACCUCGCCUGCCAAGCUUGAAGCCGAGAACGAAGGCUUGAUCCGCCUUCACGACGCAACGUUCGCCUGGGGCGAGGACAGCAGCAACGAGAACAUUAUCAACUUCCGCCUGCGCAUUCCGGAUGUCACUUUCGAGAAGGGCAAGAUCAACCUCAUCACGGGCCCAACUGGCAGUGGCAAGAGUACUUUCCUCAAGGCGCUCAUCGGCGAGCUUCACUUUGAGCCUCGCGAGGGGUCCUUCUUCCACCUUCCUCGUGACGGCGGCGUUAGCUAUGCGGCUCAGGAAAGCUGGGUCAUGUCCUCGUCUGUCAAGGACAACAUUCUGUUUGGCCAGCCCUACGACGAAGCCCGCUACAAGCAGGUCAUCCACGACUGUGCCCUCCUGACCGACCUCAAGCUUCUUGAGGACGGCGACGAGACCGAGGUCGGAGAGAAGGGUAUCACCCUUAGCGGUGGUCAGAAGGCGCGUAUUACCCUCGCACGUGCCAUGUACGUCAACUCGGCAGUUGUCCUCCUCGACGACAUCUUCUCGGCUCUCGACACAUUGACAUCGCGCUUCAUCCUCGAGAACCUCUUCAAGGGAGACCUGGUCAAGAACCGCACCAUCGUCCUCAUUACGCACCACAUCCACCUUGCCGCCCAGGCUGCGAGCUUCAUGGUUACCCUCACCGAGGACGGUACCGUGACCAAGGCGGGUGCCAUCGACUUGUCAAUUCUUUCGUCGACGAGCUCGGAGGUUGAUCUUGGCAAGGCUGCCGAGGGCUCCCCGGCUUCUGAGUCCACUGCCGUUGACAGCAAUGACGCCGCCGCCACCGACGGCCCCACAAAGCCAGCAGCCAAGCUCGUCAAGGAUGAGGAGAAGUCGGAGGGCCGCAUCUCUCGCCGCGCUCUUCUUUCAUUCUUCAGCAAGUUUGGCGGCCCCGUGUUCUGGACAAUUGGGCUGGGUCUCCUCCUUUCUGGCCAGAUUUUCCAGUCAUUCCAGUCGUACUGGCUUGGUCUCUGGGCUACAGCCUACGCCGAAACCGAUAACCCCGAGUCGGUGUCGGUUCCGUUCUGGCUCGGCCUCUACCUGGUCUGGGUUGUCCUUGGCCUUGCUACCGUCACGGUUGCGACGCUUAUCUACUACUCUGGUGCUGUCAAGGCAUCCCGUUCCAUCCAUGCCGACCUCGUCAACAAGAUCUUUGGUGCCUACAUGCGCUUCCUCGACUCUACCCCGGUCGGACGCAUCAUCGGUCGCUUUACCAAGGACAUUAAGAAUAUCGACGGCGGCUUCACCGACACUGCUGCCUGGGUCGCGGAAAUCACUUUCAGUUUGAUCAUCAAGUUCAUUGCUGUUGUCAUUUUCGUCAAGUUCUUCACUAUCCCUGCCCUCCUCAUUGGCGUCGUCGGUGGUAUCAUUGGAGAGUUCUACAUUCAUGCCCAGUUAAGCGUCAAGCGUGAAAUGUCCAACGCCAAGACUCCCCUGUUCUCGAGCCUGGCCGCCGCUGUUACGGGCAUUGUCUCGAUUCGUGCGUACGCCGCGCAGGAGCAGAUUCGUCGCGACGUCAGGACCAAGGCCGACAAGUACUCGCGCUCCGCCACGGCCUUUUACAACCUCAACCGAUGGAUUACCGUCCGCAUUGACAUGCUCGGUGGUCUCUUUGCUUCUCUGCUCGGCGCGUUCCUCAUCUACAGCGUCCACCUCGACCCCUCGACUUCUGGCUUUGCUCUCCUCCAGGCCAUUGCCUUCUCCUCGAUGAUCCUCGUCUGGGUUCGCCUUGUUAACGAGAUGGAGGUCCAAGGAAACGCCGUUGAGCGUAUUGAGGACUACCUUGUCAUCGACCAGGAGCCUCCUUCCGUGAAGAGCAAGACCCCACCUGCGGCCUGGCCUACGUCGGGAGAGAUCGUUCUCAACCAACUCAGCGCCAAGUACUCUGCCGACGGCCCCACUGUUCUCGACAAUCUCAACAUCAAGAUCAAGAGUGGUGAGAAGGUUGGCAUUGUCGGCCGCACGGGCAGUGGCAAGUCGACGCUUGCUUUGGCUCUCCUUCGCAUGAUUCCCACCAGUGGAACGGUGCUCAUUGACGGUCUCCGAACGGACAAGAUCAACCUGCACGACCUCCGUUCCAACGUCACCAUCAUCCCCCAAGACCCCAUCUUACUCUCUGGCACGCUCCGCUUCAACCUCGACCCCUUCGACGAGAGCGACGACGCGACUCUGAACGAUGCGCUUCAGGCAUCUGGCCUGGGCCAGAGCGGCGGAGCCAGCAAUGGUCGCGCGACGCCCAAGAGACUCACGCUCGACACGAUCCUGACUGCUGGUGGCUCCAACCUGUCGCAAGGCCAGCGCCAGCUCGUUGCUCUCGCCCGUGCUCUUGUCCGCAACAGCAAGGUGCUCAUUCUCGAUGAGGCGACUGCCUCGGUCGACUUUGACACCGACUCGCUCAUCCAAAAGUCUAUCCGCUCGCUCCCCGACUCUACUACCGUCCUGACCGUGGCGCACCGUCUGUCGACCGUCAUGGACUAUGACAAGAUUCUUGUUCUCGGCGCCGGCAAGGUGCUCGAGUUUGACUCGCCCGACAACCUAAAGAAUAACCCCAACAGCUACUUUAGCAAGCUCGUCGAGGCCAUGGAGGCGUAGAGUGGUCGUGUUUGUCGUGUUUAGAAUGUCUGAAUGUGUGGCACAUGUUGAGUGGUUAAUGCAUUGUGUACCUGUG
Vanrija pseudolonga is the source of this 5145-nucleotide messenger RNA. RefSeq names its product ATP-binding cassette transporter abc4 (gene abc4). Gene Ontology annotation, molecular function: ATP binding; ATP hydrolysis activity; ABC-type transporter activity. The coding region runs from base 252 to 5069 and encodes 1605 amino acids. Gene Ontology annotation, cellular component: membrane. The transcript has 8 exons. The record is from RefSeq and is a predicted model, not a curated record. Gene Ontology annotation, biological process: transmembrane transport. Lineage: Eukaryota; Fungi; Basidiomycota; Tremellomycetes; Trichosporonales; Trichosporonaceae.